Messenger RNA from Mercurialis annua (annual mercury), 1116 nucleotides. RefSeq lists its product as uncharacterized. The record is from RefSeq and is a predicted model, not a curated record. Bases 1 to 1116 code for a protein of 371 amino acids. NCBI's taxonomy places the organism in Eukaryota, Viridiplantae, Streptophyta, Magnoliopsida, Malpighiales, Euphorbiaceae. The transcript has 8 exons.
AUGGAUGAUUUCGAAAAGUUAAGAACUUUUUGGUACUUUUACAACAUAACCGGGCUAGUAAGAGGUACUGAUAGCCGGCGGGUUACAGAUUUUGUAGUUUCGCCAGGGAAUGUUAAUUCGUGUUUACUUGUUAGAUUCAGUGACUUCCGAGGAAUCGGAAUCCAAACUUUCAAGGAGUCAUCCCACUAUAAGGAAGAAGCACGAACUAAUAUGUGGGAUGCUAGACGCUGUAAAGUUUCGGGUCUAAAGGAUAAGAAUAGACUGUGGGUGUGGUUCAACAUUUUUGAUAUUACCUGCCAAUUUCGUUUUGGUUUGUCGGAGGACGAAUUCGAGGAACGAGUCAUCCGAACUACUUUCGAGAAGCAUGCAGCGAACCGGUAUUCUGACAGGUUGUCCACCUACAAGACUUCUCGUGAGAGAGACGUGUCCAUUACAGACGACGUGUGGCAGGCUUGGGAGAGAGUUUGGGACUCUGAUGAGGCAAAGAAGAAAUCGGCCCAGGCGCGAGCCAAUCGGAUGAGCGAGCCGGCCCGACCUGGCACUGGACCGGUUCGACAUACCGGAGGGUCGAUGUCUGCUUUGAAGCAUAAGGCUGUUUUGGCUAGGGAGCUGGGGCGCGAGCCGACACAUGCUGAGGUGCAUAAGCGGAUGCACACUCUGAAGGCUGACCCGACCCGAUUCAUGGACGAGCGCGCGAGGAUUGCAGUCGAGCGUUUUGAGCAGGAGAUGCUGGCCGCUACACAAACAGCCGAGGGGAGUACAACAUCUACCCCAGUGGAUCCGAACGAAGUUUAUCUUGCUGUUGAGGGGGUAAGGAAGCGGCGUAUCUACGGAUUAGGCUCAAUUGGUUCUGAGUACGUAGCCUCUCAACGGGGUACUUCUAGUAGACGAGCCGGCAGCUCCUCUCAGACCGUGUCGCCAGCCGCCGAUGCGAGGUUCCGUACUGAUCUCAUCGCUCAGUUCGCGGAUACGAUCCGUGAUCAGGUCCAGAUUGCGGUUGCAGCGGCGAUGGAGCAGAUGCAUCAGCGGGCCCCGGGAGAUGUGCUACCCACUCCUCCACCACCGCCUCCAGCGGCUACUGAUGACGUCCCAGAUGACGACGUCACAGAUUUGUAG